Messenger RNA from Suricata suricatta (meerkat), 2548 nucleotides. RefSeq names its product serine peptidase inhibitor, Kunitz type 1 (gene SPINT1). The record is from RefSeq and is a predicted model, not a curated record. NCBI's taxonomy places the organism in Eukaryota, Metazoa, Chordata, Mammalia, Carnivora, Herpestidae. Bases 315 to 1874 code for a protein of 519 amino acids. The transcript is spliced from 11 exons. Gene Ontology annotation, molecular function: protein binding; serine-type endopeptidase inhibitor activity.
CGGCCUCACUGACUCAGUUUCACCAGAAACCCUGGGAGGAGGUGGCCGAGCGCACCCGGCACCGGGGCGGAAGCGGGGGCCCGAGCCGCGCAGGAAGCCGGGACCGGAACCUCGGCAGGGGCGGCUCCACCCCACUCACCUGCGCAGGUAACCGGGGCCCUGGAGCGCCAGGCGGAGACGGAGCGGGAUCCGAGCAUGUGUGGCCCUUUGUUGUGCGCUGCUGCGUGUGCCUGGGUCUCCAGCACCCUUAGAGCCCAGAGGCCCGCACAGUGAAGGUGACCCCCGUGGGGAGGAGGGCAACGGCCCCGGGAAGGAUGAUGGCCCGUACCCGCCUCUCCCAGGCCAGCGUCCCAGCAGUCACCAUGUGGCUCCUGUGCGCCCUUGAUCUCUUGGGCACCGAGGCGGGGCCGCCGCCCGCGCCCCCCGGGUUGCCCGCGGGAGGCGCCUGCCUGGACCGCUUUACCGCCGGGGUGCCUGCCUUCGUGCUCGACACCGAGGCCUCGGUAGGCAACGGGGCCACCUUCCUGGGCUCUCCCACCGUGCGCCGCGGCUGGGACUGCGUGCGCGCCUGCUGCACCACCCAGAACUGCAACCUGGCGCUGGUGGAGCUGCAGCCCGACGGCGGGGAGGACGCCAUUGCCGCCUGCUUCCUAAUGAACUGCCUCUACGAGCAGAACUUCGUGUGCAAGUUCGCACCCAGGGAGGGCUUCAUCAACUACCUCACGCGGGAGGUUUACCGCUCCUACCGCGAGCUUCGGACCCAGGGCUUUGGAGGGUCCCGGAUCCCCAAGGCCUGGGCAGGCAUAGACUUGAAGGUGCAGCCCCAGGAACCCCUGGUGCUGAAGGGUGUGGAGAGCACAGACUGGUACCUACUGCAGGGUGACACGGAUGUCAGAGUAGAGAAGAAUGAGCCGGACCAGGUGAAGCUAUGGGGACUCAAGGAAGGCACCUACCUGUUCCAGCUGACAGCGGCCAACUCAGACCAGACAGAGAGCACGGCCAAUGUUACAGUUACUGUGUUGUCCCCCAAGCAGACAGAAGAAUAUUGCCUCGCAUCCAACAAGGUGGGCCGAUGCCGCGGUUCCUUCCCCCGCUGGUACUACGACCCCACAGAACAGAUUUGUAAGAGUUUCAUUUAUGGAGGUUGUUUAGGCAAUAAGAACAACUACCUUCGGGAAGAAGAGUGCAAGCUAGCCUGCCGAGAUGUGCAAGGUGGGCCUUUACGAGGCCCCUCAAUGGACAGGCACCGUCCAGUGUGCUCUGGCACCUGUCACCCCACCGAGUUCCGCUGCAGCAAUGGCUGCUGCAUCGACAGCUUCCUGGAGUGUGACGACACUCCCGACUGCCCCGAUGCCUCCGACGAGGCCACCUGUGAGAAAUACACGAGUGGCUUUGAGGAGCUCCAGAACAUCCAUUUCCCCAGUGACAAAGGGCACUGUGUGGACCUGCCAGACACAGGUCUUUGCCUGGAGAACAUCCCACGUUGGUACUACAACCCAUUCAGUGAACGCUGUGCCCGCUUUACCUAUGGUGGUUGCUAUGGCAAUAAGAAUAAUUUUGAGGAGGAGCAGCAGUGUCUUGAGUCCUGUCGUGGCAUCUCCAAGAAAGAUGUUUUUGGUCUGCGGCGGGAAACCCCCAUUCCUAACGUAGGCUCCGUGGAAGUGGCCAUUGCAGUACUCCUGGUCAUCUGCAUUGUGGUGGUGGUAGCCAUACUAGGUUACUGCUUCUUCAAGAACCAGAGAAAGGACUUCCACAGACACCGCCAACACCACCACCUCCAUCACCCUCAACCCCCUACCCCCGCCAGCUCCACAGUCUCCACCACAGAGGACAUGGAGCACCUGGUCUAUAACCACACGACUCGGCCCCUCUGAGCCUGGGGCUGCCUUGGCCCUUCAGUCUAGGGCUCUUGCAGGCUCUUUCCAGCUCUUGCCUGGCCCUCCUUCCUUUCUGUCAGGAUGGAAGCCUGGGCCGGGGAAGACUUUGGGAUCAGACUCCUCUAGCCUGUUUCCCAGGCCCACUCUGCUUCUGAGCCCAGGGCUCCAGCCCCUCUCAGAGAUGUCUCAGCUAAGUUUAGGCCUCUCAUUCCUGAGAAAGCUCCAGGGCCAGGGAGGAGCAGAAAACCUUUGAACCCGGAGUCCCAUACACAGAUGGACCUGUCUGCCUGGGAUUUGUGAAGAAGUUGGAGUUUUGUUUCCUGUUUAAAGCCGCCAUCUCAGAAGCUGGAGGUCCCAGCCCUGUCCUUCCCAGCUGGCCCUGCCACUCUGCACAGUUGAGGGCUAAAGGAGGGGGUAGGACCUCCCUGUAUAUUUUGUGCUAUAUAGAGCUCCUGUUUGUUUAUUUAAUGCCAUGGGGAUGGGUGAGAGGAGUGGAAAGGGGCCGCCUCUUCCCUUCCCCCAAGAGUACACCUGCCCGCCCUACAGAGCCUGAUGCUCCAUAGUAUCCUCCCCACAUGCCCCAGGGCUCUCAGGCAUCACACCCCACCCAUCCCCCUGCCCUCCACAGGCCCCAGUCCACCCACAGUGUAAUAAAAUAGUUGGUUCUGUGA